AUGACAAGUGAUCCACAAGCUGGUAUCCAGGCUCUUCCCAACGAAAUCCUGUGUCAAAUCUUCCUAUUUGUCGUUUCCCGCGCCCCAGGUGAAUAUUCUGCCAGCGAAUUCGAGCUCAGCUAUGUCUGCUCUCGGUGGAGGGCGGUAGCCUUAUCGUUAUAUCAACUGUGGUCGUCGAUAUGUAUACUGGCGCAUGAGGAUCCAGAGUCUGAAGGAGUUAGGCAUCUCACAGAGCUCUCUUUGGAGAGGUCUGUGAAUAGCCCAUUGGAUUUAUUUCUCAACUUACGAGAAGAUUCGAGUGUUAUGCAUAUGCUGUAUGCUCAAGCUCACCGUUGGCGCCACGUUCAUAUCAUAACAACGGUGUAUCAUGACCUUGAAGAUCGCGGAGUCAAAGAGUUCACUUUACUGGAGUCGCUCAGCCUUUCGAUGGAUGAUAGUCCCCCAUAUCCAGUAUCUUCAAAUAGUCGUAUGUGGUCUAAUGCCCCUCGCUUGCACACGUUAUCUCUUGACAUGACGGUAUUUGAACUGGAACAGUUCGCGGUGCCCUGGCAUCAACUCCGCCACUUAACAUUGGAGUACUCAGACUUGGACCAAAUGCAUAAAGCGUUAUGCUUAUGCACCAGCGUCGUCACUGCAGGAUUUGACUCGUGUACCAACGACUUUUCUUUCCGCGACCCUGUCGCCUACACCUGUCUAUUUCUCUCCUCACUCACAAUUCUCGCCAGCCACCGUCUUGAAACGCUCGGUCCUGAUAUCACGCGGUGCAUCUAUCCAUCUCUUUCCAUACUUACCCUUAUCAGUGGCUCUCAAGAGUUCUCAUUCUCCCAUGUUAUCGUACCAGAUCUCACCUCAUUGGUCAUACGUUCCGAAUGUCGCCUCACCUCACUUACUUUACACGGAAUAUCAUAUAGCUCCAAACAUCUCAUGGCGCUCAUUCAGGCAACGUCAUCUUCUCUUAUCAAACUAGAUCUCUGUGAUGUUGACCAUCGUGCGUGGAAUUUCCUUCAGUUGGACAAAUGGCUAAUCCAAGCGCUGAUGUGGUUGCCUUCCCCGGGAGUGGCUGAAACGGCUCCGAUUGCAUCAUAUUUUCAGACGCCUGGACACCUACUGCCUCACUUGAAAGAAUUUGGAAUAAGGUUUCCAAGCUCGAGGAGAGAUUUCUCAAUUGAUCGAGAAAAAAUUGGCCUGGUGCUUGGGAUGAUUGAGUCGCGAUGUUCAAGCUCAGCACUAGGCGCUCGAACAGAUAGUAGAACCAGGCGUGUUCUUCCAGGAAAAAGGGAUACUAGUGUGGGUGAGGUAUUAGAACGAUUGCAUCUAGGAAGGCUAUGGUCAACCCGCGUUCCCUCGGGGUUCGAGGAACGCCUUCGCGCGCUUGAGGAUAACGGGUUGAAGAUCACGGCGCUUUAG
Molecule: messenger RNA, 1407 nt
Organism: Lentinula edodes (shiitake mushroom)
Lineage: Eukaryota; Fungi; Basidiomycota; Agaricomycetes; Agaricales; Omphalotaceae
Exons: 1
Coding region: 1-1407 (468 amino acids)
Molecular function (GO): protein binding
Source: RefSeq, a predicted model, not a curated record